Lachnellula hyalina is the source of this 1167-nucleotide messenger RNA. RefSeq names its product UV excision repair protein (gene rhp23). Lineage: Eukaryota; Fungi; Ascomycota; Leotiomycetes; Helotiales; Lachnaceae. The coding region runs from base 1 to 1167 and encodes 388 amino acids. Gene Ontology annotation, biological process: nucleotide-excision repair; proteasome-mediated ubiquitin-dependent protein catabolic process. The transcript has 7 exons. Gene Ontology annotation, cellular component: cytosol; nucleoplasm. The record is from RefSeq and is a predicted model, not a curated record. Gene Ontology annotation, molecular function: polyubiquitin modification-dependent protein binding; proteasome binding; ubiquitin binding.
AUGAAGUUGACCUUCAAGGAUCUCAAGCAACAGAAGUUCAUUAUUGAAGCUGAGCCAUCGGAGCUGAUCUCCAGCGUCAAGGAAAAGAUCUCCCAGGAAAAGGGAUGGGAUGCUCCUCAGCAGAAACUGAUUUACUCUGGCAAGAUCCUACAAGAUGACAAGACUGUGGAGGACUACAAGAUCGAAGAGAAAGGGUUCAUCGUCUGUAUGAUCUCUAAGCCUAAGGCUGCUCCAUCUGCGUCAACCCCCUCCAAGGCACCCUCCACCCCAGCACCCCCGAUUGCAUCAACACCUGCACCCCCAGCUGCUCCAGCUCCCGCCGCAAGUUUAUCUACGAAUGCUGUGCCCGCUACUCCUUCUCCCGCUGGCCCUACCCCGCCUGCUGAUGCUAUUGCGACUCCAGCCACUGGAGGUGGUCUAGCCAUGGGUGCUGAACGAGCUGCACAAAUUGCUGAGAUGGAGAGUAUGGGCUUCGAGAGAUCGCAAAUCGAUUUGGCUAUGCGAGCUGCCUUCUACAACUCCGAGCGUGCUAUUGAAUAUCUCUUGACUGGUAUCCCCGAGAACCUCCAACAAGAACAACGAGCUGCUGCCCCGGCUGAAACAGCCUCUUCUCCUAUCCCAGCUGCUGCGAAUCCUGGAGCUGAAGGUGGCGAUGAGCCAAUAAACUUGUUCGAGGCCGCUGCUCAGGCGGGUGCGGGAGGACGUGGUGGUGCUGGUGCGGCUCGUGGUGGAGCGUCAGCAGCAGGAGCCGCUAGUCUUCUUGCCGGUGCUGGAGCUGGCGCUGGAGCAGCUGGAGGAUUAGGGAAUCUCGACUUCCUCCGAAACAACCCACAAUUUCAGCAACUCAGACAAGUUGUCCAGCAACAGCCACAAAUGCUCGAGCCCAUCUUACAACAAGUCGGUGCUGGUAACCCGCAACUCGCCGCAUUAAUCGGUCAACAUCCCGAACAAUUCUUGCAACUCUUGAGCGAAGAUGGCGAGAAUGAUGCUCCACUUCCACCAGGAGCCCAAGCCGUCCAGGUGACUGAGGAGGAGCGUGAGGCUAUUGAGCGCUUAUGUCGUCUGGGUUUUCCUCGCGACUUAGCCAUUCAAGCAUACUUUGCCUGCGAUAAGAACGAAGAGCUUGCUGCCAACUUCCUCUUCGACCAACCAGAAGAUGACGAAUGA